Molecule: messenger RNA, 773 nt
Organism: Paralichthys olivaceus (Japanese flounder)
Lineage: Eukaryota; Metazoa; Chordata; Actinopteri; Pleuronectiformes; Paralichthyidae
Gene: cln6b
Product: CLN6 transmembrane ER protein b
Biological process (GO): lysosome organization
Cellular component (GO): endoplasmic reticulum; membrane
Source: RefSeq, a predicted model, not a curated record
AUGCAGCCGUCCGUCAGGAAGAGGCCGAGCUCAGGUCUGCGUGCAGCGAUGUUCAUGUGCAGCCGCUCGGCGAGUUCUGCAGAGACGGUUCUGCCGAAGCUUCGGUUCCACCUGGACCUCUGGCUCAGCUUCACCGUCCAGAACUGGGUCCUGGAUGUGGGCCGACCUGUUGUCAUGCUCGUCCUCCCAGCGAACCUGUUUCCUCUGAACCGUCCUGGUGCAGCGGAACUUCUCCACGUUCUCUACAGUGUCACGGCUCCGCUCAUCCUGCUCAAAAURCUCGAGCGCAGUCCCAGGAUUCUGCCCCUCCCCAUCGUCCACCUCGGCAUCAUCUUCAUCGUCAUGGGAACCAGCUUCCACCUGGUGGCCGAAUCCAUCCGUCGUCGGCUCGUGUUGAUUGGCUACGAGCUGCACCUGUCAGUCAGAGAGAACCCGGUGAUGAAGGAGCUCAGACCCUCCUCAUUGAUUGAUGUUUUCGAGUUCGUGUUUCACUUCGACGACUCUCUGGGUCACCUGAUGUGGUACGUUCCUCUGUUCCUCAUCCUCCUGCUCUUCUUCAGUGGUUGUUUCUGCCACAGGACGCAGGUGGACAGGAUGACCCCAGCAGCCUGGACGCUCCUCGUUCCAAACACCACCUACUACUGGUUCCUGGUCACUGAAGGACAAACCUUCAUCCUCUUCCUCUUCACCUUCUUUGCAAUGGCCGCCACAGUGAUGCACCAGAGGGGGCGGGGCCUGGUCCCUGACAGUAACGGCCUCUUCAUGCUCCACAG